AUGGAGUUAAAUUCCCUCUCUGAAGGAAAAUGGUGGGGUGAUGAUUGCCUCCGCCAUGUUGAUGGCUUUUGGCUUUUGCCUCAAUUUGUCGAACCCAUCGAUAGGGUUGUUAAGCAUUUUAGGCCUCUCCCAAGUGAUAUAAUCUUAGCUUCUUUCCCAAAAACCGGCACGACAUGGCUGAAGUCCCUCCUUUUCGCCAUUGUUCAUCGAACCUCCAAACAUCGUUUGGCGAUGAAAAAUCCACACGAAUUGGUUCCGAAUUUAGAAGUUCAAGUUUACACUGCAUCCGAUGAACCUCUAACGACAAAUCCUUGUUCUAGACAUCGGAUUUUUAGCACACACAUUCCCUACCAACUCCUCGCUAAAACCCUAGAUUCAUCCGACUGUCGCAUUGUAUACGUGACUAGGAACCCCAAAGACACCCUGGUCUCGACAUGGUAUUUCGUGAACAAGUGGAAGAAGGCGGAAAAGGAGCCGUGGCCGCUUGAAGUGGCAGCUGAAAAAUUUUGUGACGGGCUCGUUCCUUGUGGACCUUAUUAUGAUCAUGUCAUGGGGUACAAGAAGUUGAGUUCGGAAAAGCCUAAGAAGCUGUUUUUUAUAACUUAUGAGGAGCUCAUGAGUGAUCCCAUAUCACAUGUCAAGAACUUGGCUGAGUUCUUGGGGUGUCCCUUUGAAGGAGAACAUGAAGUUGAAGAGGUUGUGAAAUGUUGCAGCUUUCGAGUACUAAGUGAACAUGAGGUGAACAAGUCCGAGGAGUCUCCAGUUUGGUUCCAAUUGCCGUACAAUUCUUUCUUCAGAAAAGGGGCCGUUGGGGAUCACAAAAACCACCUUAGUGAUGAGAUUAUAGAACGCAUUGAUGCACUUACUAUAGAGAAGUUUCAUUCCGUAGGUUUCAUGUAUGGGAUUUGA
Messenger RNA from Sesamum indicum (sesame), 909 nucleotides. NCBI's taxonomy places the organism in Eukaryota, Viridiplantae, Streptophyta, Magnoliopsida, Lamiales, Pedaliaceae. The record is from RefSeq and is a predicted model, not a curated record.